AAAAAAAAAUAUACCUGUUGUAGCUUCAUCUAGAUUACAAAGAUGGGCAAUCAUAUUAUCAAGUUAUCAGUACGAGAUUCAUCAUAAAAAAAGAGUCGAGAUAAGUAAUGUAGAUGCAUUAUCAAGACUUCCGCCAUGCAGUGAAACUGAGGAAAAUUCUGGUUCAAUUUUGUUAUUAGAAAAUCUACCUUUAACGUAUAAGGAUGUGAGCGAAAAAACAUGCACAGAUGAAAUAUUAAAAGAGAUAAGUCAGUAUACAAAAUAUGGUUGGCCGGAGAAAAAAUUAUUAAAAUUAGAAAGUCAACAAUAUUUUAAAAGACGGGGAGAAUUGUCAAUAGAAAAUGAUUGUCUGGUUUUAGGUAAUCGUGUGGUUAUUCCAAAGUCAUUACGAGAGGUUGUAUUAGAGUUAGUACAUAAAAAUCACCCAGGUAUAGUACGAUCUAAAAUGCUCGCAAGGUCGUAUGUAUGGUGGCCUAAUAUUGAUCUAGAUAUAGAAAAAUUUAUUAAGACGUGUACAGAAUGUCAAUGUAAUCAAAACGAUAAGAGUACAAGAGAGAAAGUAUAUAUAUCUUGGGAAAACUCAUCUGAGUCUUGGAAAAGAAUACAUAUCGAUUUAUUAGAAAUAAAUCAAGUUAAAUUAAUUAUUAUUAUUGACAGCUUUAGUAAGUGGAUUGAAUGUUUUGCAUUGGGGAGUACCACGGUGACUAGAGUAAUUGAUGUAUUAGAUGAUUGUUUUAGUCAUUUUGGUUCACCAGAUAUUAUUGUAGCUGAUAAUGGUCUACCUUUUGGUGAAAAUGAAUUUAAAACAUUUUGUGAAAAAAAUUAUAUAAAAUUAGUGCAUUCACCUCCAUAUAAUCCGGAGUCGAAUGGGUUGGCAGAGCGUGGUGUACAAACAAUAAAAAAGUUGCUAAUAAAGAGUUUGUGUGUAGAGAGAGAUGUGAAGAGAAUUCAAUCAAAAAUUAAUAGCAUUUUGGUAUCUUAUCGUAAUACACCAACAACUAGUACAGGUUGUAGUCCAGCUGAAUUAAUAUAUAAAUUUAAACCAAAAAAUCACUUAUCCGUACUAAAACCACCGUGUAUUGUGGAAAGUAAUAAAAAUGAUAACGUCAUUAAAUAUGAAAUAAAUGAUAAAAUUCUUGUUCGAAAUAAUUCUAAAGGGCAAAAAUGGCGAGCAGGACGUAUUAUGAAAAGGCUAGGAACAUGUAGUUACUUGGUUCGGGUAAAUGAUAAAAUCAGAUUGAUGCACAUAAAUAAAUUAAAAAAGAGUUAUUUAAAUGAAAAUAUACAUCCAAAAGGAGUUUAA
Melanaphis sacchari is the source of this 1303-nucleotide messenger RNA. RefSeq lists its product as uncharacterized. The transcript has a single exon. The record is from RefSeq and is a predicted model, not a curated record. Bases 446 to 1303 code for a protein of 285 amino acids. Gene Ontology annotation, biological process: DNA integration. Lineage: Eukaryota; Metazoa; Arthropoda; Insecta; Hemiptera; Aphididae. Gene Ontology annotation, molecular function: nucleic acid binding.